AACGAACACGAAGUUCGUUCGGCUGUCAAACAAAUUAAUGUACUGAACGAACAUUUUAUUUUCGUUCAUUUUAUUAUUAAUUAUUGACAUAAUAAAUAUAUUGUAUAUACAUUUGAGUACAAAUAUAAUAAUACAUAUUAUAAAGCGGUAUAUGUGAUUGAUUGAUAAAUAGAAAGAACAUACUCGGUGCACAAAUAUCUCAAAAUGUCGGAAGCUGCUAAUGAGCCAAUAAUUAAAAUUGAACCACAAGAAUAUCCAAUUAAACAGGAGAUUGAGGAAGACAUUAAACAGGAAAUUGAGGAAGACCCUGAAUCGUGUUCAGAGGAUGACAAAACAUGUCUAAAGAGAUUUAUGAACUCUAUAGUAAAAAUAGAAGAAGAUGUCAAACAGGAAUUAAUUCAAACUCCUUUUUAUAAAUGUGACAGGUGUAAUGAAACAUUUAGAAAGUUGCAUUAUUUAGAACAGCAUAUGGUAAAUUAUUGUCGUAAGUGUACAUAUUGUUCAAAGUCUUUUCCAGAUGCAAGUGCAUUAGAAAUACAUAUGAAAUCUCAUACAGGUGAAAAAUAUUUCACAUGUACAAAGUGCAGUGAAGCAUUUACUGAAAAAUAUCAUUUAGAUCAACACAUUUGUGCUCCUGCAAGAGAACAAAAUUCACAUUUGAAUGAAUCUGGUAAUCAAAAACGAAAUAUUCACGCUCAUACUGCAAAGGGACCAGGUGAACGUCCCCAUAUUUGCCAAAUUUGUGAUAAGACUUUCACACAAUUGAAUAAAUUGAAUCGACAUAUGCUAAUUCACACUGGUGAACGUCCCCAUAUUUGCAAAAUUUGUGAUAAGACAUUCACACAAUUGUGUAACUUGAAUCGACAUAUGCUAAUUCACACCGGUGAACGUCCCCAUAUUUGCCAAAUAUGUGAUAAGGCAUUCACAGAAAUAGGUACCUUGAAAAAACAUAUGCUAAUUCACACUGGUGAACGCCACCAUAUUUGCAAAAUAUGUAAAAAGGCAUUCAAACAUUCGAAUUCCUUGAAUGAACAUAUACUUGUUCACACUAAAGAGCGCCCCCAUAUUUGCCAAAUCUGUGAUAAGUCAUUCACACGAUUGCGUACCUUGAAUAGCCAUAUGUUCAUUCAUACUGGUGAACGGCCACAUAUUUGCCAACUAUGUGAUAUGGCAUUCUCACGAUUGAGUGCCUUGAAAUUGCAUAUGAUGAUUCACACUGGGGUACAUCCUCAUAAAUGUAAAGUCUGUGAUAAGACAUUUACACGAUCACGUAACUUGAAUAGACAUAGGCUCAUUCACACUGGAGAAUGCCCCUACAAAUGCAAAAUCUGCGAUAAGGUAUUCAAACAAUCAAACACCUUGAAAAUGCACAUGGUUGCUCAUACCAAUGAGUAAUUAGUAUUUACAAAAUUAGUCAAAAGGUUACUUAU
Molecule: messenger RNA, 1430 nt
Organism: Ctenocephalides felis (cat flea)
Lineage: Eukaryota; Metazoa; Arthropoda; Insecta; Siphonaptera; Pulicidae
Product: zinc finger protein 888-like
Exons: 2
Coding region: 205-1395 (396 amino acids)
Biological process (GO): regulation of transcription by RNA polymerase II
Cellular component (GO): nucleus
Molecular function (GO): RNA polymerase II transcription regulatory region sequence-specific DNA binding; DNA-binding transcription factor activity, RNA polymerase II-specific
Source: RefSeq, a predicted model, not a curated record